Messenger RNA from Labrus bergylta (ballan wrasse), 10388 nucleotides. The record is from RefSeq and is a predicted model, not a curated record. Lineage: Eukaryota; Metazoa; Chordata; Actinopteri; Labriformes; Labridae.
AUGGUGGAGGAGGUCAGGCGGGGAGGUCUAUCGCGAGGGGGCAGGGGUGAAGGACACAGGCAGUCAGGUAAACCGGCCGGACGCCCGCCUGGGGACAGACAGAUCAGGCCCGGGAACCCCGGACACACAGCAAACCCCUAUUCUUCCAACCCGGGACCCACGCACCAACAGCCAGCCAAUCACAUUCAGCAGCAGCAGCAGCAGAGGAGGCUGAAGGAGCGCAGCUCCAGCUCUGUGCCAUCUGAGGACACCCACAUUGCCAUGAUGGUUUUUCGCAUUGGCAUCCCAGACAUAAAGCAAACGAAAUGUUUGCGAUUUAACCCCGAGGCCACCGUGUGGAAGGCCAAGCAGCAGGUGCUGUGCUCCCUGACCGAAUCUCUGCGGGACGUCCUGAACUACGGCCUUUUCCAACCCGCCACCGACGGCCAUGACGCCAAGUUCCUGGAGGAAGAGCGACUGCUCAGAGAGUACCCACAGUCCUUUGAGAAAGGGGUACCAUAUUUGGAGUUUCGAUACAAAACCAGGGUGUACAAACAGACCAAUCUGGAUGAGAAGCAGCUGGCCAAACUGCACACUAAGGCCAGCCUGAAGAAAUUUAUGGAUUAUAUCCAAACCAGCGCUGUCGACAAGAUGGUAAAGUUUAUCGACAAAGGCCUUGACCCCAACUACCAGGACUCUGACACCGGCGAGACUCCUCUUUCCCUGGCAGUGCAAUGUGAGCCGGGUGGAGGCGAGUCCAUUCGAGUCCUGGUGGAGGGAGGGUCUCAUAUCGACUUUCGUUCCAAAGAUGGACUCACUCCGAUACACAAGGCUGUUCGAGGCCACCGCCAUACAGCCCUGCUGGUCCUUCUGUCUCUCGGUGCGUCACCUGACUAUAAGGACCGGCGGGGGCUAACGCCGCUGUACCACACUGUGCUGACAGGGGGAGACACCUCCUGCUGUGAAACACUCCUUUAUCACCACGCCAAGCUGGGCAUCAGGGACGAGAACGGCUGGGACGAGACACAUCAGGCCUGUCAGAAUGGAAACUCGCAGCAUCUGGAGCAUCUCCUCUUCUAUGGUGCGGACUCUUCCUCCCAGAAUGCCUCUGGAAACACUGCCUUGCACAUCUGUGCUUUAUACAACAAGGAAAGCUGUGCACGAAUUCUCCUCUACAGGGGCGCAAACAAAGACACAAAGAACAACAGUGGGCAGACCCCCUUUCAGGUGGCGGUUGUGUCUGGCCAUUUUGAGCUGGGAGAAAUAAUCAAGAAUCAUCGGGAUACAGAUGUGGUUCCCUUUGUGGAGUCUCCAAAGUACGCCCCCCAGAGGCGGGAGAGUGCCCGGACUCUCACCAUACCCCACCCACAUCCCUUUCUCCGAGCCAACAGCGACAGCAGCAUGAACCUGCCAGACUGGAUGGCAGUGCCCAACGCUCCGGGGACCAACAUCGUCUCUGUGCAGGGCUAUAAGCAUACAGGCACCCUGAGGAGCUCCAGCAGUCCCAGAGGUGCAAGAACGCGAUCCCCAUCCAGAGGGCGGAUCGGAGACAAGGAGGACCGCAGCAGGCAGAGUCGGAGGCAGGGGCCCGCCCCCCCCACCAGCACAGCUGUACAAACUGCAGGCCAGCGGAGACGCCUCUACAGCGCCGUCCCAGGACGAGUCUUUGUAGCUACCCGAUCACACUCCGCCCAGGGCGAGCGAGAAAUCAGCUUUAAUAAGGGAGACAGGGUCAAAGUGCUGAGUGUUGGCGAGGGCGGGUACUGGGAGGGGACGGUCAGGGGUCGCACAGGCUGGUUCCCCUCCGACUGUGUGGAGGAAGUGAUGCUUCGAAGCCAAGACAACCGAUCAGAGAGCCGUGGAGAACGAGCCAAAAGGCUUUUCCGCCAUUACACUGUGGGAUCCUAUGACAGCUUCGAUGCUCCAAGUGACUACAUAAUCAAGGAGAAGUCGGUGCUCCUGCAGAAAAAAGACAGCGAGGGUUUUGGUUUUGUGCUGAGAGGGGCCAAAGCUCAGACUCCUAUCGAGGAGUUCACACCCACCCCCGCGUUCCCCGCCCUGCAGUACCUGGAGUCAGUGGACGAGGGAGGCGUUGCCUGGAGAGCCGGUCUCAGGAUGGGGGAUUUCCUGAUAGAAGUCAACGGUCAGAACGUGGUGAAGGUCGGUCACCGACAGGUCGUCAACAUGAUUCGGCAAGGUGGCAACAGCCUCAUGGUCAAAGUUGUCAUGGUGACCCGCAACCCUGACAUGGAGGAAGGUUCGAGGAAGAAAAUCCCCCAGCAGAGCAAGAGGCUGAGCACGCCGGCUAUUGCACUACGAUCCAAAUCCAUGACUUCUGAGCUGGAGGAGAUGGUGGAACGAGCUGCUACCCCUUGGAAAAAAAAAUCAGAAUUCGAAUCCUCCCAAGUUACAGAGAAGAAGAGGACAGUCUAUCAGAUGGCUUUGAAUAAACUAGAUGAAAUUCUUGCAGCAGCUCAGCAGACAAUCAGCACCAAUGAGGCACCGGGGACACGGGGACAGGGGCCUAAAAGAGACAGGGGGCGGAGUUUCUAUGGCAAUGAGACAAACUAUGGGGAUCAGUCCGGGAUGGGGAUGAUGUCAUCUGGGCUGGGCCUCGGCUAUGACCGUAGCCAGUACACCUCAGGUCACGCCCCUCCGCACGGUAUGCUGCGGCAGAAAUCCAUCGGGGUGCCUGAGGAGGAAAGGCAGUACCUGCAUCCUCCAGCCAUGAAGUUUGCUCGCAGUCUGUCAGUGCCCGGCCCAGACGACAUCCCCCCACCGCCCACCACAGCUCCACCGGAUCCCCCGUUUUCCUCUGCGCCACCACUCGGUUGGAGAACUAAGACGUCGCAGCAGCCCUCUGUCUCCGUGUCCCAGUCCACAGCCACAUCUUCGCACUACCAGCCCUUCUCCCAAUCGGUGCACUUCACACAUGGGGGCAGGGAGAGGGCUGGUGGUGCCAACACAGGCCCCGGGGGUGGAGCAGCCGACCACACGGUCCCAUAUGCACACGCAGCAGCCCACACUGCUCAAAGCAGGACUGCUUCGCGGAAGGUUGCCUAUACUGGGGAGCCUGUUGGAGCUGGCAUAGGGGCAGGUGGAGGGGCCAAGGCCGCAGGUCUCAGGAGAGGCUAUAGCACCGCUGUCCCUCCAUCCAGCAUUGCCACUGUGAUGCCCCAGCAACAACAGACCACCCAGAGUCAACCCCAGCGAGCAGACCGCAGUGCAGCAGGGGCUGGAGCAGGGGGUCCCAAAGGAGGGGCCCGAAGAGGUAAGGGCCCCCUGGUAAAGCAAUCUAAGGUAGAGGACCUUCGCUUGACCCAGGGCACACUAGGGGGCAAAGGCUCGGUCGAGAAAAGCUCCAUCCCCAUCCCCACUAUUAUCGUCAAGGCCCCUUCGACCAGCAGCAGUGGACGCAGCAGUCAGGGGAGCAGUGUGGAGGCAGACGCUCCUGCAUCAGGAGAGGCAGAAGAAUCCAAAACACCCCACGGUCCGCCUCCCUCGACUCCUGCUCCUCAGCCUCCUGCACCGCCUUCCAUCCCGGCACCACCACCUCCUUCAUUGCCUUCUAUGCGAGCCCAAGAAAACCUGGAUUUCACCAGCCAGUUUGGGGCCGCGAUCGUCGGUGCGGCGCGCCGAGACAGGGAGCGGUUUCACGAAGCCCGCCGGAAGAGUGCCUCCUUGUUCAUGUCCGCUGAGGAGGACGUGACGAUCGGUGGAUUGAGUGAUGGGCUAGGGGGAGUCAGCAGGACUCAGGUGUCACAGCAGCAACUUAGCACGGGGACUGAGAGUUCAUCCAUACGGCUGCGCCCGUCCAAGUCUAUUGAUGAGGGCAUGUUCUCUGGGGACACCUAUAUCCAUCACACCCGCAGUAUGCCACCAGCCUUUGGACUACCUGAGUAUUCCUCAGCUGCCGUGGAUUAUCAGCCCAAGUCUGUGCCCACUGACUUGUACACCUCAGGCAGACAGCCAGCUCCCUCCACUACCACCACCUUCAUUCACCCUUUGACAGGAAAGGCCCUUGACCCCACAUCCCCACUUGGCCUGGCCCUGGCUGCCAGAGAGCGAGCUCUGAGAGAUGACAGCAGGUUAAGGAGGGGAGCAGAGCACCACUUCACCCGCCAGAUGUCCAGUGUCGUGUUUCCUUCAUCUACUGCCACCGCUCAGCCCGUAUCGUCCUCAGCUCAGUCCUCCAGCUCCUCCUACCUGGUCACCUCGUCUUCUCUGGCUGCCACCACGCCCACCGUUGGCCGCCCACCGUCACCGAGAAUCCUCCGAGGAGUCGUGUGGAACGAGGAAGGUGGUGGCGGUGGAGAGAGGGAGCGGGAAGGAGGAGGGGCUCGGGAGGGGCUCAGGGUUCGCUUUUCCGAGGACAAAACCGUCCACACGCACCACUACCAGUCUCAGCCAUAUCAGCCGACCUACAAGGAGAGGGAGCGGGAGAGGUCGAGGGAGCGGGAGAGGGAUCUGUCGAGAGAAAGAGAGAGGGACAAAGAGAGGGAGGGGUACAUGAGGAGGGCAGAGCAGGCUGCUGCUGAUAGCUCUGCCCAGCAGGCAGCCCAGUCUCAGCAGCCUCGGAGGCCCACUUUUCUCAGGAUGGAAAGUCAAUCUGAUGCCUAUAUCUUGUCUCUCACCCCUCCCUCCCCUCCACCUACCAGUACUCAGCAGACGAACACUACUGGGAGCUCCGGGACAGGCAUGAUGGUUCUUCCUCCCCCGGCCCCUUCAGUUGAUGCCGAUGACGAGUUUGUUUACGCGGACCCCCUCCCACCUCCGUUAGAGUUUGCGAACAGCUUCGACAGGGGAGUAUCAGGGUACUCACAGCGUGCGAUGCUUGCCAACAGUCUGACCUCCCGCCAACAGCAGGUCCCACCUCCGCCCCCUCCUCCCCCUCCGCCGCCACCUCCCCCUCCUCCUCAGAAAGACACAUUUAUAGGUGGGUUUCCCGCUCACACGCCCCUGCCCUCUCCGCAGGCUGGGGACUCCACCGCCUCCAGCCUCACUUCGUACGACAGCGAGGUGGCUAACCUGACUCAGUCUGCCCCGUCUCCCUCCCAAACGUCUCCCAACCCCCAACCCUCUCACUCUCCCUCUAUGCUGCAGCCCACCUCCACAUCUGGACCUCCACCUCCCCCGUCGGUCUCACCACCGCCCCCUCCCGGAUAUCAUAGACCCUUCUCUAUGUCGCACCCCCAUCACCUUUACAACAGCUCUCACACUUCUGGGCGCUCUUCCCCGACGCCUCCCCCACACACGGUUGCCCCUCCCCCGGCGUACCGUGGCUCCCACGUGCCCUCUUCCACCGCUGCCACCUCUGCUCCGAUUAGGGGCACUGCCUCACACGCCACGACCGCUAGCUGUGCCGCCACAACCACCGCCGCUGCCACCACAACAAGCACCUCCACUCAGCUCUAUCAUGAGCGAACGCACACCGCACAUACUCCAUCCUCCGCCGCCAUCACAGGCAGUCGUAGGACAGGGGAGCACCACCGUCCUCCCCCCUCCACCAAGAAAGGAGAGUCCCAGGAGACAGUGGUGGACUCUGGGAUCGAAGAGCUGGACAGUCGGAGCAGCAGCGACCACCACCUGGACAGCAUCCUGGCUGGUGUCAGGGGGGACAGGCCUGACCGGGGGGAGAGAGGAGGCGGACGCAUGGGAAGUGGGGCGGGGGAAUCUGAAAGGGGGGGAGAUUUUCUGGAGUCCUACAUGAGCUACCUAGACGGACAGACUUUUGAGAUGCAGAACGCUACAGCAGCAGCCUCCACCUACCCGAAAAGCAACAGGUUUAGAGAGGGAAGUCGCACAAGUGACUUCCACAGACAGACUAGCACCGCUCCGGCAUCCUUCCACUCCCACAGACGGAGGGAGGAGCAGGAGGACGAUGAGAUCGAGGAGGGAGUGACGGAGGAUGAAAGCGGCCAUGAUGGGUAUGGGGUUAGGGACAUGCAGAAUUUGGGACGUCCCAUUUCGCCUUACUUUGACCGCCCACGCACUCCUGAGAUGAAGCCUAUGUGGGAUGAGGGGAAUAUGAGCGGGGACGGCGGCCAGUCAGGGACAGUUAUGGGGGGGAAGAAGAUUUAUCCUCCCGCAUCCAGUAUGAAGCCGAGCAUCAUAAAUGAGCUGAACAACAAACUGCAGCAAAGAACCAAGGACAGCUGGAGCAGCCAGAGAACACUGGGCAGGCACAGAAGCAGAAACAGAUUUUCAGAAGACUCCGCCUCAGCUCUGAGCCCCCCCUCAGUUCGUUCUCAGUCACCAUCUCCGAUCUCUUUAUCCCAGCCCUCGUUAUCCCCGUCCCCGACCCCCGCCUCCCAGUAUCCAAUCUGGGGACGAUCUCCGUCUCCUCAGCCUCCAGCUUCCUCUCAGCCUCCCCGUUCCCAUUCCCCACUGUCUCCCACAACUUAUUCCCCUUACCCCACUUCCCCCAAACACAGACCCGUCUACCGGACCAAAGCCCUGGAAUUCCAAUUCAUCCCCAGUCGAGAGUCCCGUAAAGCAGAAUCACACAUACUGCAGCGUAGGCGAGCACCCAGCCCCCUGAUCUCCCCUUCAGAGAGGCCCAAGCUGGGUCCACCGCGGCCAUCGUCCCUCCCACUCCUCCCCACCACACCCUUAUACAGUGCCCUCUACGACCUCCGAGGUUCAAUCACUCCACCCUCACCCGGGAACCCCCUCGGCGAUCCUUACUUCUCGCCCUCUCCUCCCCUGUUCGCCCCCUCUGGUGCCCCUCCUCCUCCAAACGCCGCAUUACUUAUGUCUCGGUCCCUCUCUCCAACUCACUUCUUAUCUGGGACCUCUUCACCGCCCCUGCAUCCCUGCCCUCCACCUACCUGCCUGAGUUACCCCCAUUUACCUCCCCCUUCCCCUACAAAGCCUUUUGCCUCCAAGCCACUGCCCUACUGGACCAAGUAUGACGUCGCUGACUGGCUAGGAUACCUGAACCUGGGCGAGCACAGAGAGCGUUUCCUGGACAAUGAGAUCGAUGGCACCCAUCUGCCCUCUCUAACUAAGGAUGACUAUCUGGAUUUGGGUGUGACGCGUGUAGGCCAUCGCAUGAACAUUGAGCGGGCCCUGAGAAGUGUAAUGGACAGGCUGUCCAGCAGCCCAUUUCCCAUUUCUGUCCUCUCACCCCGGGAGGGACAGACUGAGAGGAGGAGGGACGACGGGAGCCGAAGCUGAAGUUGCAAAAUACCGAGCCACAAACUAGAGAGCGAAAUAAAGAGAGAGAAGGAGGGUUUGGAGUCAAUGAGGGAGGAAGACACAACUGCUGGUAUUCAUGGUGGAUUCACACAACAAAUGAGGGGGGAACAGAUUUCACACUGAGGAGGGAGUCAGGGUCCAAAGGGGAAUGGAAACAAGUCAAAAUUGGGUGGACGAUCCAUACACACACUGGCUUGCCCUCCCUAGUUGUGGCGGGCUGAUUUACACACUCCCAACAUGUGUGUAUGGCCACACCAACCAACAAAGACGCACACUUUCAUCCAAAAUGAGAAAACCUUGGCUACAGCAGAAACCCUGAGCGAAGGCUGGCGAUAAAACCGAACCAAAUACUUCAGAGGAACAAUCGAAAGCCACUUCAUUCCCCCCCCUUUUUUUUUUUUUUUUUUUUUUUUUAAGGUAAAGCUGGUUGUGUUGUUGGGAGAACUGGAGCAGAUAAGGUUCAUCGUGGUGCCAUCGUUUUUAGUCAUCCUCUGUCCCCUCAGCUCGCCGGUUAAAUCUGUUCAGGUUCAAGGCAUGGAAUUUUACGAAGAAGAAAAAAAGAACGCAAUCAAUGAGAAACCCUCCUCGUAUGAGUGGAUUUUUUGUUUUACAAAUGCUUGAGAGAAUAUCAAAGAAUGAAUGUCUGCAGGAAGUGGGGCUUUUUUUCUGUCUGCGUGUGUGGUGAACAUAGAACGACACAUCGUGGCGGCCUCCUCGUCUGUUCGAGUGGUCAGCACAGGUAGAUAACUCGUGUCCUAAUGUGUCUGGCUUCGAUUGGUUAGGUCUUGUUUUUACCUCACCACUGGCAGGGCUCUGUCCUCACUGCAGGUCCUUAUGUGCGUCUCUAUAGCUCUUUAUCAUCUUAAGUCUUAUAAUGACAGACUAUAUACAGACUGGUCACUGUAUCACAAAUUUGUAGCAAAAAUAAGUGCCCAGACCAACAAAAAGAAAAACAACAAAAAGAAACACACCCACACACAGGCACCUGAGUUACUCCUAUACAUGCCUGCAUGCAUACACCAACAUGUAGACACACACAUAUACACACAAGCACUCACAAGUGGUUGUGUUAAGAGUUUAUGGGACACCUUAUAUAUAAACACACACUUUAUAUUCGGAUCUAAGAUACACAAAAAGGAGACGGACUGUGCUUUCAACUGUUAAGACGGGAUACGCGAGAAAUGUGCAAAAGGAAAUCUCCCUGAGGAUUUGACCCACCGAGAAAGACUUCCUCAGCGUCAAGGCAACUGUUGUUCGCCCGCUCAGACCUUUCGCUUUUUGGAGGGAGACUGAAAUUAAGGAGAGGGGACGGGAAGAGGAAAAACUGCCAUUUUCUUGCUCUUUCCCACCCAAUCCCCCCCUCUCACUCUCGACUCAAUCCUGGAGGAAAAAAAAAAAAACCCGGCCAAGAGGGGGACCUGAGAGAAACGCUUCUAUCAAGUUUUAAUACUCUGAUUCUUCUUACAAUUUUUAAAACUUUAAAUGGGAAUACUGGAAUAUUGAUAUGAAAAGAAUCUAUUGUUACUAUUUCUCAUUACUAUCAUCGUCCUUAAUGUUAUUAUAGAGAGUUCCCUGGCACUCUCAUGCAGUCUUUUCUGACUGUCUAGUGAGGAUAAUCGGAUAUAAAUAAAGAAAUAUAUAUGUAUAUGUAGGUAUUUUUGAAUCGAAAGAUGCAUUUGAUUUUGUGCACUGUACCCUUAUCAUAGCUUCUUCCUGUCAAGAAGUAUUGCAACUCUUAAUGUGAAGCACAUUUCUUAUUCUGCCUUCUACUCCGUUUUCCUUUUGGUCAGACCUACAAGCUUUAAUCAAAAUAUCAGCCUCAAAUUAUGAUUUCAUCACAACUUUAAAAGUGAUUUUGUUACAUGCGAAUGCUUAAAAUGUAGCCCACAAUAAAGGCAAGUAAAUAAUCUAUUUUUCAAACGAAUACAUUUCAAAAAGACUCUAUUUAAUACCGGAUAAAAGCCCUCUUUGAUCGCUUGCUUGCUCACACUGAUCUCCUUUUCAUUUCCCUGUCAUUUUUCACUGCACACUUCCAUCCCAUGACAAGCUCAGUCCUGCUUUUCUCACUGUUGCUGAGAUCAAAUCUAAAGGGCUCUCUUCAUGACCUCUCUACCUUGAACAACACUUCACCUCUCCUGCUGCUUCCAAGUCCUCCAAACACAUAUCAAGCGUGCGUUUUUUUUAACAUCAAGUUCACUCUCCUUCCUGCCUGGCUAAACUCAAUUUCUUUCUUUGAGGAGAUAAAUUAGUUUCCAUAGAUCAUGUUGCUUAAAGUGCACACACACACACACACAGAUACAUAUAUAAAGGCUACUUUGGUAAAAGCUCAUUCAAAGGGAUUUGUCUCGUGGGUUGAUUUUAUGUCGAGAGAUUAUAUUUGAAUGCAAGAGAAAUAGCAAUAAGGACGAUGAAAAUAAUGGUCAUCUAAUUAUGGUUUAAGAUGUAUAAAAAAAAAGUCUCAAAAGUUCUAAAGAAUCUCUGUCUUCCAAAUAAUGUUUAACAUGAAGAAGGUACAAUGUAUUUAUUUAAUUGUUCUGCUUUCUAUACAGUUGGACCUGUUCUCUGCACCACCUGAUCCUUCCUAUCGUUAACGGGCUUACAGGAUUCAUUCAUUGAAGCUUCUUGUGUGUGCAGAGCGCCCCCUGCAGGCUCAUUGUUUAUGACAAGCAUCUUAUGCAAUGUCCCUUUUUACAUUAGCAACUACGGCUUCUCACGCUUCCCUUUAGAGAUUAUAAAGAAGCCAAAGAGGUUCGGGUUUUUUUGUUGUUGUUGAACAAGUGAACAAGCAGAAUCCGCAACCAGAUUCGUCUUGUUUUUAAUCAGGGCUCUACAAAGAUGCUAGUGUAAAAAGGGCCGUUUAAAACAUUACCAUAACAUCUAGUGCGGAUACAAUAAUUUCCUCGUCAAGUGACCCGUAAGGGAUUUUAAGUCUUUCUUUGCAUUUACAAAUUAUAAAUCCGAGUGAGCGCUCAUCGUCGCCGUCAGUAGAAAAGAUCUUUGGGAACUGGUCGCACUCUAUAGAAAGCAUUUAUUUUCCUUUAAGAGAUCUUUUAAAAAAAUGAGAAUAUAAACUGAUGAAAGGUCAAUUACAGAAUAUAUAUGUAUAUGUGAUGAGCAUAUACACAUUCAUAUAAACAUAUGAAUUUCAAAUGUUUUAAGAGAUAAUACAUUGUUAGAAUUAUAAUAAAGAUACAGAAACUAAGUUGUAA